UACCGGCAUCCUGUCACCGUACCAGCGUCCUGUCACCGUACCGGCGUCCUGUCACCGUACAGGCGUCCUGUCACCGUACAGGCGUCCUGUCACAGUACCGGCAUCCUGUCACAGUACCGGAAUCCUGUCACAGUACAGGCGUCCUACCACAGUACAGGCAUCCUGUCACAAUACCGGCGUCCUGUCACAGUACCGUCCUGUCAUGGUAAAGGCGUCCUGCCACGGUACAGGCGUCCUGCCACGGUACAGGCGUCCUGCCACGGUACAGGCAGCCUGCCACGGUACCGGCGUCCUGCCACAGUACCGGCGUCCUGCCACAAUACCGGCGUCCUCUCACCGUAUCGGCGGCCUGCCACAGUACCGGCGGCCUGUCACCGUAACGACGUCCUGUCACAGUACAGGCGUCCUCUCGCGUUCUGUCAGAGUACCGGCGUCCUGUCACAGUACUGGCAUCCUGUCACAGUACAGGCGUCCUCUCGCGUCCUGUCACAGUACCGGCGUCCUGUCACAGUACAGGCGUCCUCUCGCGUCCUGUCAGAGUACCGGCGUCCUGUCACAGUACAGGCAGCCUGUCACAGUAUCGCCGUCCUCUCGCGGCCUGUCACAGUACCGGCUUCCUCUCGCGUGCUGUCAGAGUUCCGGUGUCCUGUUACAGUACAGGCAGCCUGUCACAGUACCGGCGUCCUCUCACAGUACAGGCGGCCUGUCACAGUACCGGCGUCCUCUCGUGUCCUGUCACAGUACAGGCAGCCUGUCACAGUACCGGCGUCCUCUCGCAUCCUGUCACAGUACCGGCGUCCUCUCGCGUCCUGUCACAGUACAGGCGGCCUGUCACAGUACCGGCGUCCUCUCGUGUCCUGUCACAGUACAGGCAGCCUGUCACAGUACCGGCGUCAUAUCACAGUACCGGCGUCCUCUCGCGGCCUGUCACAGUACCGGCGUCCUCUCGCGUCCUGUCAGAGUACCGGCGUCCUGUCACAGUACUGGCGUCCUCUCGC
This is a messenger RNA of Pelobates cultripes (western spadefoot toad), 998 nucleotides long. The record is from the annotation of a GenBank genome assembly. Lineage: Eukaryota; Metazoa; Chordata; Amphibia; Anura; Pelobatidae.